Molecule: messenger RNA, 660 nt
Organism: Phaeoacremonium minimum UCRPA7
Lineage: Eukaryota; Fungi; Ascomycota; Sordariomycetes; Togniniales; Togniniaceae
Product: putative translin family protein
Exons: 4
Coding region: 1-660 (219 amino acids)
Biological process (GO): RNA metabolic process
Cellular component (GO): nucleus; cytoplasm
Molecular function (GO): sequence-specific DNA binding; single-stranded DNA binding; RNA binding
Source: RefSeq, a predicted model, not a curated record
AUGGCCGGGAUGAUCGACCCUCAGCUCUUCGAGCAGCUAAAGGCGAAGAUCGAUGAGGACACCAAGGCACGCGAUGAUCUAAGUCAUAUCAUUCAGAAGCUCGAGCGAGAUGUAUCCUAUGCGCAGGGACUGCUCUCCCGGGUUCAUUCGACCCCACGAGCUCGUUACGGCGAUUUGAUCUCUCAAGUUGAGGCUGCCAUCAAGGCAGAGAUUGACGAUGUGGUCAGCCUUCGCGAUCUUGCCUCAAAUUAUCCUUACUACAACUGGAUCGGAGGCAGCCUUGACACCGGAAAGCAUGGCGAGGUCGGCCGUCUGUUGACCCUGGAGGAGGUUGGAGAUAUUUUCAAAGUGCCGGUGAAUCUCAAGGACCGUGACGCUUUCCACAUCACAAUCGAGGAGUAUCUGAUGGCCAUCACCAGUCUUACUGAUGAACUCAGCCGUCUGGCUGUCAACUCCGUCACCCUUGGAGACAAUGAGCUUGCUGUCAAGAUCAGCAACUUCGUCAAGGACAUGCAUGCCGGGUUCCAGCUGCUGAACCUCAAGAACGACAUCCUACGGAAGAAGGUGGACGGUGUCAAGUAUGCAGUGAAGAAGGUUGAGGACGUAGUCUAUGAUCUAUCUCUACGCAACCUCAUACCACAGCCGGCAUCUACAUCGUGA